Messenger RNA from Pimephales promelas (fathead minnow), 3391 nucleotides. NCBI's taxonomy places the organism in Eukaryota, Metazoa, Chordata, Actinopteri, Cypriniformes, Leuciscidae. The record is from RefSeq and is a predicted model, not a curated record.
UGUUCCUAAUAAUCCUUUAGGUGAGUGUACAUUCAUAAUAUGUUUUCAGUUGUGCCACCCUGACAGACAAAUUGUUGGACAAAAGUUUUUAAUUAUAUCAACAGCGUUAAACUACUGUUAUUUAUCCGUUUUCAAACCUAAAGUGAUGCCAUAGUAUUUUGUUUCAAAUUUGUUAUUGUUAAGACACAAUUGCAAAUAGUUUCUUAGUCUGUUUAUUUGUUCGGAACGUUGCACCACCUGACAUUUUGGGGGUUUAAUUAUUAUUAAAAAAUUAUUUAAAUGUCCUAUAAAUAAGUUUCAUUGAUUGAUAUUGAAGUGGUAUAUGUCAUGAAUUUAUCACGUUUAUCAAAUAGGUGAUGCAGAAGUUCAUUUAACAACAGCAAAUAAAAAAUCGAGCGAUGAGUCAAAAUGAAUGGACACUGUUGACAGAACAUAUCGAAUUUCAAACAUUAAUUUGGCAAAAAAAUGUCAUUGCUCAACAGUGAAAUGAAAACAACUGAAACAUUUGCAUACAUUGCAAAUCGGUUCAAACACUCACACAUUAACUGAACUAAACCCUAAAGGUUGUGAAUUGUUGCAUGUUCAUGUGAAAUGCAUGAGACCUAUACUGACUCACUCAUAGAUACACAAUAAUACGUAUGCACUAAUCAUACAGCUCUGCUGGCUGUGUUACAGCGGUCAAAGCAACAGUGGCACCAUCGAAUCAGUCUGCAUUAAGCAAUAUGAGGCAACUUUUGACAAUAUCUAACAUUCACAUCCACAUAAUGGAGUCCAAAGUCUGACACUACAAAAAUGCUUGUAUUUUAUAUUAUGUUCUACCUCAAUAUAGACAAUACAUAGACAACUAAUAGUUUGUCCGUCAAUUAUAUAUCAAACAAUAUUCCUGAGCAUAAGUACUGACUUUAUAUAUGAUGUAGUUGUUGUUUGACGUAUGUCAUGAGGUUAUUUAUUUGUUGUGUGCUGAUGUUAACUCAUCUUUUAUUGAGAUUAAGUGUUUAUUUAUGUGUUUAUAAUGUGUUUUGAGGCAAAAUAUCCCUAAUGCUGGCCUGGUCAAAAGGCCCAGAGCUGCAUGAGCAGUGAAGGUUCAUUGCUGCAAUUCCAUCAGACUCGGCUCAAAUUCACCAGGCCGGUGUGACUUCAUCGAGGCUCUCAGGGGUCCCAGAGACGGUGGUGUGAGUCCCGGUAUGUGCAGGGGUGUGAGGGACGGCUCGACGUAGGUGGAAGGGGGAGGAAAGUUUCAGAGACAGUUUGGGAUAGAUGGAUGCCAUCCUGCAGAACGCCGGUCACCAAUGGUGCUUCAGUGAGGUGUAAUUUCAUGGAUGAAGUCAAGACAUACACAAGAGGUGCCAGGGAACAGUGAGGACAUUUUUGAGCCACUGUCAGCCAUUUCUGAGCAGAGCUGUUGGCAUCCACAACCGAUCCCGACUGUUACACACCGGCGGUGAGAUUCAUUCAAGGCCGAUGACUUUUAAAGAGAAUCAGCUGACCGUCCCGCUGCUGACCUCCAUCGUGGCGGCGGUGCUCGGCUCCCUCCAGAUAGGAUACCACACAGGCAACAUCAAUGCCCCUGCCCGAGUCAUUGAGGAGUUUUUCAACUCAACGUGGAGAUCCAGACACAAUCAGUCAAUCCCAGAGCACAGCCUCACGUUCCUGUGGUCCCUCUCUGUUAGUGUUAAGGACUUUGGAGCACUGCUUGGUUCACUUGGGGUCAAAGGUCUUGCUGACACUUUUGGGAGGCGUAAUGCAAUUCUGAUAGUGAACGCUUUAUCAGUGGUGGGCGCCUCUCUGAUGUUCAUGAGCAAAGCCACAGGGUCAUUUGAAGUGCUUAUCAUGGGUCGGCUGAUCUUUGGUUUGUUCUGUGGCCUGGUGAUGAGUCUGAACCCGCUGUACAUUCAGGGUGUCUCGCCCACAAACCUCCGUGGUGCCUUUGCAACUCUGAACCAGGUCUCCUUCGCCUCAGGCAUUCUGCUGGGCAUGGUGGUGGGCUUGGAAACGGUAUUGGGUACAGAGAAAUACUGGUCCCUGAUGUUGUCUCUGUCCCUUAUUCCUGCAACGCUCCAGUAUAUAAGCCUUCCUUUUUGCCCCGAAAGCCCCCGCUUCCUCUUCAUCAACAGGGGCAAAGAAAAAGAAGCAGAGGCGGCCCUGAGAAAACUUCGGGGAAAUCCAGAGAUGGUGAUGAAAGAAAUGGAGGAGAUGAGAGAGGAAGCCGCACACAGUGAAACAGGAGUGACUGUGAGAGAAUUCCUCAAGAAGAAGCGCUACAGGCAGCCGAUAAUACUUGUGCUCGUCAUAAACCUGGGCAGCCAGUUAUCUGGAUUCAAUGCGAUCAUAAAUUAUUCCACAAAAAUGUUUGCCCAGUCCAAUUUUGAUGAGGCCAAAUAUCUGACACUAGGGGUUGGGGCCGUCAAUGUGGCAUUCACCAUAGUAGCAUUCUUUUUGGUGGAGAGAGCGGGACGCAGGAAGUUGUUGCUCGCUGGAUUUCUGUCACUAGCGCUCUGCAACCUACUUAUGACCAUCACAUAUUCCAUAAUGAACGUAGUUCCAGGCAUCCGUAACAUUCAGGUGCUGGUGGUUUUCUUCCUGAUCUCAGCUUAUGAAGUGGGGCCUGGGCCAAUCUCUUGGUUCAUUGCCGCUGAGCUUUUUGACCAGUCGGCUCGUCCCAUUGCCAUGGCCUUCACUAGUAUGCUCAACUGGGGUGGGAAGUUUUUACUAGCACUGCUCUUUCCAGCUCUUCUGAAACUGUGUGGGGCGUACGUCUACCUCCUCUUCAUGUGUAUGGCCUUGUUCGCCUUCACCUACACCAUGUUUCGUCUUCCUGAGACCAAGGGACGCACUUUUGAUGACAUUGCGGCUGAAUUUCGUGGGGCCGAAGGCAUUCCACUACAUGACAAGACCACAUUUAACACAUUUACCUGAUCACUUUAAGCUUUUGGGUUUUGGGACCAGUAAACACUGAUCAACUCAAAUGCAACUGGUGUGUUUAUGCAACAUAUAUAUAUCAAGGAUUCUGCAUUGGAUAGCUAAUAAGGCAAAGUUAUAUUCUAAAACACGUAGACGUUUUAAGACAAAACAUAAACUUUAUAAGUUUUAAUCGCACUGUGAAAUCUCUCUGGUUUGUGCACUCUUGCCACAAAUCUAUGUGUUUAUCCAAGUUUACCAAACAAUCUGACUGAUGAUAUUGACCGGUAUAAUAGCAGCAAAACUACUUGAUAAAUAUUUGUUAGGACAUCCCUGUAAACUGUUUUUGAUUUAUAUGCACUCCUUGAGAUAUUUACAAUGGGUUUCGCAACACUCCACAGUUUUUUUCCCAUUUUAAAGUUGAUGGAAUAUGUGAAUAUGAUUGUAAACGUGAAAUAAAAGAUUGACCAUUUCAGUAUUUUGGUCCAAAUUA